Messenger RNA from Cladophialophora psammophila CBS 110553, 1683 nucleotides. RefSeq lists its product as uncharacterized. Gene Ontology annotation, molecular function: CoA-ligase activity. Gene Ontology annotation, biological process: secondary metabolic process. Bases 1 to 1683 code for a protein of 560 amino acids. The record is from RefSeq and is a predicted model, not a curated record. The transcript is spliced from 6 exons. Lineage: Eukaryota; Fungi; Ascomycota; Eurotiomycetes; Chaetothyriales; Herpotrichiellaceae.
AUGUUCAAAUCUCCUUACACCAUCGAUAUUCCUCUGAUCGAUGUCAAUACUUUCGUCUUUCAGUCUGGAAGUAGAGCAUCGCGUGAAGCACCUCAAUACUUCGACGCAGACACGCCUGCAAAAUGUUUUAGUUUAGCCCAGGGUGAAACCUAUUCGAAAAGGGUUGCUCUUGGGUUGCAAAGACUCGGGCUUCGAACAGAUGACCGUGUUCUACUGUACUCCAACAAUCGACUCUUCUUUCCAGUUGCGAUCUGGGGAACAAUUGCCGCGGGAUGCAUUUUUACUGCAGCCUCUCCCACGGCAUCGUCGUCCGAAUUGGCUUACCAGUUACGGGAUUCCGGGGCAACAUUGCUACUCACUGGGCCGGACAGGAUUGACGUCGCUCUUAGUGCUGCGGUCGAGGUAGGGUUGUCACGGGACAGGGUGUCAGUCUUCCAUGAUCCAGAUGAAGAUCUAUCGGCGUAUAAUCUUCACGGCCUGAAAUCAUGGACAGAAAUCUGGACAUCUGAAGAAGGUGUGCGAUAUUGGUCUUGGAAACGGCUCUCCACCCUCGAAGAAGCUGACAAAAAGACGGCAAUUAUCAACUAUUCCAGCGGAACCACUGGGUUGCCUAAAGGGGUGCAGAUCUCUCACUAUAAUCUCGUCUCCAACUCCGUGCAGCUGUUAUUCAAGAGAGCUUUGGUUGGACGAACACCACAAGCACGUGCUCGCAAGGAACGACUCGAUGUCUCGGGUGAGCGAUGGCUGGCGCCUCUGCCCAUGUACCACGCUUAUGGUCAAACCUACUACGUUAUAAAUGCCGCCGUGCUAGGGGCGAAGGUGUUCAUCAUGUCAAAAUUCAACGUCACGAAAUACUUACAGUACCUCGACGCCUAUCGUAUCACAUUCAUGACAGGCGUACCGACCGUUAUCGCAAUGCUGUGCAAGCAAGACGUUCCGGAAAGAUACAAUCUGAAAUCUCUCGAGCAAGUCGUCAGCGGCUCGGCGCCUCUUGAUCCAAAACUAGGGAAGCUUCUAGCAACAUUGUACCUUCGACCAGGCGUACAGGUCAAGCAAGGCUGGGGAAUGACAGAGUGCACGUGUUCUGCGACGGGCUUCUCACCGGAUGAGGAAGAUGAUGGACGCUCGAUUGGUUGGCUGAAUCCUAAUUGUGCUGCAAAAAUUGUCCCUGUGGAUGAGGAGUUGAGCAAAUCUGCUGUCACGGAACAGCAGGCUGGAGAAAUAUGGUUAUCUGGACCAAACAUCAUGAAGGGAUAUUGGAAUAAGCCUGAAGCCACUGCAACCACGAUUGUCGACGAAGACGGUCACCGUUGGUUGAGGACUGGCGAUAUUGGAUACUGUGAUGAUCAAGGGAAAUUCUAUAUUGAACUUAUCAAGAUCAAGGGCCUGCAAGUUUCGCCAACAGAGCUUGAGUUGACACUUCUCAAUCACCCUGAGGUGACAGACGCCGCUGUUAUGGCUGCUAAAAUAGACGGGGAGGAAUACGUUCGGGCUUUCGUUGUCCGCAAGAACGAUACACUCACGGCGAAGGAACUAUUCGAGAUGAUCCAGCAGAAUUUCGCUCCCCACAAAUGGCUAACCGGAGGGAUCUACUUCGUUGACGAAAUUCCAAGAACAGGCAGUGGGAAGAUCAUGCGGCGAAAGCUGCCUGAAAUGCCGUCGGCUCGUCCUUUGAAGUUGUGA